AUGGAUAUGUCUGGCAUGACCACCACCUCUUCCAUGUCGAUGGCGACAGCUACAACAACAGCGAUGUCCAUGGCUACGACCUCCAGCUCCUCGAUGGACAUGGACUCGAGCAUGACCAUGUACAUGUCAGAGAUGUCAAUGACAUUCUUCACCUCGUUCAAAACCCCGCUCUAUUCCGAAGACUGGACUCCUACAUCAAAGGGCACCUACGCCGGUACCUGCAUCUUUUUGAUUGCUCUCGCUGUGAUAUUGCGCGUCCUCAUCGCCGUGCGGCCAGUCCUCGAGGGUCGCCUGUGGACCGACGGUAUCAGUCAUGCGAGUGAACCUCUGAUCGGGGAGCAUGAUCAUCAAAAACAUAUGUCCGGCACACAAAAGAGCAUGAAAGAAAUCGGACGGAGAUGGUCCCGAUGGCGUGCGAAUCCCGCCGCAGGCCGUGCAACCUUUGAAUUGAUCCUUGCUGGUGUUGCCUACCUCUUGAUGUUGGCAAUUAUGACUAUGAAUGUUGGAUAUUUCCUCUCGGUACUUGGUGGAAUUUGGCUUGGCACAUUCAUUAUGGGCAGCGUUGCCGCCGACAGCUCUUGGAUGCAUUGCUGA
Penicillium pulvis is the source of this 594-nucleotide messenger RNA. Its product is annotated as copper transporter family protein. The coding region runs from base 1 to 594 and encodes 197 amino acids. Gene Ontology annotation, molecular function: copper ion transmembrane transporter activity. The transcript is spliced from 2 exons. Gene Ontology annotation, biological process: copper ion transmembrane transport; intracellular copper ion homeostasis. NCBI's taxonomy places the organism in Eukaryota, Fungi, Ascomycota, Eurotiomycetes, Eurotiales, Aspergillaceae. Gene Ontology annotation, cellular component: plasma membrane. The record is from RefSeq and is a predicted model, not a curated record.